AUGGCGGACGAUAUGUCUAAUCGGUACCAGGUGAUGGAGGAGUUGGGCAGUGGAAGUUUUGGGACCGUUUACAAGGCCAUUGAUAAACAUACCGGCGAGAUCGUCGCAAUCAAACAUAUCGAUCUCGAGUCCAGCGAAGAUGAUAUUCAGGAAAUCCAGCAGGAGAUUUCCGUUCUGGCGACAUGCGCCAGUGCCUUCGUCACUCAAUACAAAGCCAGUUUCUUGAAGGGUCACAAACUUUGGAUUGUGAUGGAAUAUUUGGGCGGUGGCUCAUGCUUGGACCUGUUGAAACCCGGUGUAUUCAAUGAAGCUCACGUCGCCAUUGUCUGCCAACAACUCCUAUUGGGCUUGGAUUACCUGCAUGCGGAAGGAAAGAUUCACCGUGACGUGAAGGCUGCGAAUGUCUUGCUCUCCAAUACAGGAAAGGUCAAGCUGGCAGACUUUGGUGUGGCGGCGCAAUUGGUCAACAUCAAGUCGCAACGGAACACUUUCGUCGGAACCCCAUUUUGGAUGGCACCCGAGGUCAUCCAGCAGGCUGGGUAUGACUUCAAGGCAGAUAUUUGGUCCCUUGGUAUUACGGCAAUCGAGAUGAUCAACGGCGAGCCGCCCCACGCCAGCACUCCCCCGAUGAAGGUGUUAUUUCUCAUCCCCAAACAACCUGCGCCCCGACUUGAAGGCAAUGAUUACAGCAACACAUUCAAAGAUUUCGUGGCUCAGUGUUUGACCAAGGACCCGGAUCGUCGACCGACGGCCAAAGAACUGCUACGCCACAAAUUCAUUCGAAACGCCGGAAAGACAGAAGCUCUGCAGGAGUUGAUCCAGCGAAAGCAGGAAUGGGACGCUGGUCGGGGAAUCAGCAAAGACGUCAAGUACUAUGCCGAGUCACUCAACACACUCACCAAGGCGCCUCCUACCGAAGAUGACGAGGACUGGGUGUUUGACACGGUCAAGGCACCCACCAUGUGGGUACCAAAAGGGAAGGACUGGACCACACUGGAUGAGGAAGAAGAUGACUGUGAUCCGUCUGAACUUCUCCAAGACUUGCGCAUCUCUCACCCACCUGCGGCUCCUAAACAUCAAGCGCCACCACCGGUUCAAGCCAACUCGACUGUGAGACGCACACCGACUGUCGAGCGUCCGGCUGAACGAUCUCCUUCCGUCCGUCGAUCCAACACCAAGCGCAGAUCCAGUGGUGUCAAACAGCCCCUCGGCUUGGACCUCAGCUUCGGAAACACGCCUUCCACAGUCCGUCAAUUCCGGCGUGUGUCGGACAAGGUCUCGAAUGAUCCCGCUGCUCCCAAGGUCCCACCCGGCUUUGACGAAAACACCAGUCCGAAGCCAUUCUCUCCCUCCGAUUCGACCAGUCGGGAGGCUCAGCUGGGCAGACGUGUGUAUAGUCGAGCGGUCGGUCUGUCCUGUCAAGAAGUCCUGGCCAACACCGGAGACGGUGAGAAACGGGAGGCUAUUUCGCGGUUAGCGGAGGCCUGGAGUGAUCUGGAAAUGGCCGAUCCCGAGGGCCUUUAUCAGAUCAUUCGAAGCAUGAAUGAGCGCAUCUCGGCCGAUCCCCGUCUGGCUUCCCUGAUUCCCGCAGCUCCCGCCCAGCCCGACUCUCCCUCUCGCCCUCGCCUCGUGCUUGCACAAAGCAACCCACACCUCAAGAGCCACCGUCGACGGCAGUCCACACAUACGGUUGAUCCUCUUCCCCAAUCUCCACCUCGAUCUAGUAUGCCUGGUCAAAAUGUGCCUGGGAUGGAGCACACCAAACAAUUGUCCGACGUCCUUUACCAGCGUUGGGCUGAGGGGCUUCGGAAUCGAUGGGGAAUCUAA
Penicillium oxalicum is the source of this 1827-nucleotide messenger RNA. Its product is annotated as STE20 family serine/threonine-protein kinase. The record is from RefSeq and is a predicted model, not a curated record. Gene Ontology annotation, molecular function: ATP binding; protein kinase activity. Bases 1 to 1827 code for a protein of 608 amino acids. Lineage: Eukaryota; Fungi; Ascomycota; Eurotiomycetes; Eurotiales; Aspergillaceae. Gene Ontology annotation, biological process: protein phosphorylation. The transcript has 5 exons.